CAGAGGAUUUAGGUGUUUAAUUUUAGAUUCUUGAACCAACGCCGCUGUUGAAAUUUCAAUUUUAAGCUUAGAACAGAGACCCAAUUGUAGAACUUUUCACUCGAACUGAUUUCCCCUCUCAUUAUUCUCACACUCUUCUUCAUCUUCAAUUCAAGAAAUGUUGCCCUUACUUUGAUCCUCCAUCUCCGAUUCUCCCUCCCUUCACAGCCCCACAUUUGGGUGAACUCUGAAUCUCAAUAUUACUUGGAGUGAGAUUCAUAUUUCAAUUUCUUUUCUGUGUUCGUUAACUUGAUUUUGUGUUCAUCGAAAAUGGGUAUUGCCAAUCGGGAGGCGUUGAAGCAGUUUCAGCUGCUAAUGGAUGAUGUCGAUGGAUCACUGAUGAACUCAUUUGAGAAUAUGCAUCAAGGUCAUCCAGCUGAAACUUUGGAACGCUUUCUGAAGGCGAGGGACUGGAAUGUAUCUAAAGCCCAUAAAAUGUUAAUGGAUUGUCUAAAUUGGAGGAUACAAAAUGAGAUUGACAACAUAUUGGCAAAACCGAUAGUUCCCCCCGAGUUAUACAGAUCAGUGCGAGACUCUCAGCUGGUGGGACUGUGUGGAUACUCAAAAGAGGGUCUUCCUGUGAUAGCUGUUGGUGUUGGUCAAAGCACAUUUGACAAGGCAUCUGUUCAUUAUUAUGUGCAGUCACACAUCCAAAUGAAUGAAUAUAGGGAUCGCGUUGUGUUGCCGGCUGCGACAAAGAAGCAUGGACGACAUAUAGGCACCUGUCUCAAGGUUUUGGAUAUGACUGGGUUAAAGCUUUCAGCAUUAAAUCAAGUGAAGCUUCUAACUGUCAUAUCGACCAUUGACGACUUAAACUAUCCCGAGAAGACCGAUGCUUACUACAUCGUAAACGUUCCAUAUGUAUUUUCUGCAUGCUGGACGGUCGUAAAACCUCUUUUGCAAGAGAGAACAAGGAGGAAAAUCAAAGUGCUACAGAAUUGUGGGCGAGAUGAACUACUAAAGGUAAUGGAUUCACUACCACAUUUUUGUCGUAAAGGAAGGUCGGGAUCAUCUCGACACGCCAAGAAUGGAAAUACAGAAAACUGUUUCUCCUUAGACAGUGCAUUUCAUCAGCAGCUCUACAGUUACAUUCAGCAGCAAGGUGCAGUUAGGGAGCCGAUUGUACCAAUCAAACAAGGAUCAUUUCAUGUUGAUUUCCCUGAACCAGAUCCAAGAGAUCUAGAAAUUGCCAAAACCAUAGAAACAGAGUUCCAUAAGCUCGAAAAUCACAAUGAACUCAGCUAUUCCAUGAAUGGCCUUCAUCAAGUCAAUGGAGAAUUAUGAAUAUGGCAACUACAACCCUACUUGCUGUGCUAUUACUACAUAUCUAAUGUAAAGUUUAUUUACACCAUCUCCUGUCAUUGGUUCCCCGACACACUUAAGCGGUCUUGUUCGAGAUGGCCAUAUAAUGAAAUGAUAUUCGAAGUUCUUAUUU
Molecule: messenger RNA, 1474 nt
Organism: Cucurbita pepo subsp. pepo (vegetable marrow)
Lineage: Eukaryota; Viridiplantae; Streptophyta; Magnoliopsida; Cucurbitales; Cucurbitaceae
Product: Sec14p-like phosphatidylinositol transfer family protein
Source: RefSeq, a predicted model, not a curated record